AUGGCAACCACAAACUACAAAGAAGCCUUCGCCCUCUUCGACAAGCGCGGUAAUGGCCGUAUCCCUCUCACCUCACUCGGUGAUCUCCUCCGCGCCUGCGGUCAGAACCCUACCAACGCUGAAGUUGAAGACCUGAUCCACAACUCUGCCGCCAAGGGAGACUUGGACUUUGAAUCAUUCCUUAAGAUCCUCAACCGUCCCAACGGCUUCCGUGACCCUGGCGAACCGGAUGAGUUUGUGCGUGGGUUCCAGGUGUUUGAUAAGGACCUGACGGGUUAUAUUGGUGUCGGAGAGCUGCGCUAUGUUCUUACCUCACUUGGAGAGAAGCUUACGAAUGAGGAGGUUGACGAGCUGUUGAAGGGAAUGGAUAUACAUGGGGACCAAGUUAACUACACGGAUUUCGUAAAGAUGAUUCUUGCGAACUAG
This is a messenger RNA of Morchella importuna, 426 nucleotides long. RefSeq lists its product as uncharacterized. The record is from RefSeq and is a predicted model, not a curated record. Lineage: Eukaryota; Fungi; Ascomycota; Pezizomycetes; Pezizales; Morchellaceae. Gene Ontology annotation, biological process: mitotic actomyosin contractile ring assembly. Gene Ontology annotation, molecular function: calcium ion binding. The transcript is spliced from 4 exons. The coding region runs from base 1 to 426 and encodes 141 amino acids. Gene Ontology annotation, cellular component: myosin II complex.